AUGCAUAUUACUCCUGCUGUUGCAGCCCUGUGUAUCAGUGCCUUGCCCCAAGCUGCCCAUGCGACCACAUCUGAGACCUGCUGCUCAGUUUUGGGAGCCACGGCUCUGAAGAGCCAGGUCGUGUAUCCCGGCAGUGCUGCUUACAAGACAUCGAUCGGCUCUUACUGGGCCGAGAAUGUUCAGCUCGAGCCGACCUGUAUUCUGCAGCCACGCACGGCUCAAGAGGUUUCAUUCGCCGUUUCCACGCUCGUUGCUGCUGAUGGCGGAGCUUGCAAAUUUGCUAUUCGCGGUGGUGGCCACACCACCUGGGCGGGAGCGAACAAUAUAGUUGAUGGUGUGACCAUUGAUCUGUCGUUGAUGAACAACACCACGUACAACAAGAGCGCUGGCACUGCUUCUAUUCUUCCGGGAUCUCGCUGGGGAGGUGUCUAUGAAACUCUGGCAAAGGAUAAUGUGACAGUGCCCGGUGGCCGCUCUGGUGUUGUGGGCGUUGCUGGAUUUUUACUCGGGGGUGGCAAUACCUUCCACACUGCGCGUGUUGGAUUCGGUUGCGACAACGUCGUGAACUACGAGGUUGUUUUGGCUGAUGGAACGAUCAUCGAGGCCAAUAAGGAUUCCCACGCGGAUCUAUUCAAAGCUCUGAAGGGUGGAUCCAGCAACUUCGGGAUUGUCACCAAGUAUGAUAUGAAGGUCAUUGACGGCGACAAGCUUUGGGGUGGGAUCGUCACAUAUGACAAUAGCACUACCUUGCAGCACCUUGAGGCUGGUCACAAGUUCAUCAACAACCUUGAAAAUGACCCAUACGCUUCCUGGAUUGGCAUUUGGGGGUACCUUUCUGUCACCGACCAAAAUAUGGUUGCCAAUGCUCUAGAAUAUACCUCCCCGGUUGCUUACCCUGCGGCUUUGGACGACUUCAUAACUAUUACCAAUACUAGCAGCUCGAUGCGUAUUGCUAAUAUUUGGAACCUUACCCAGGAGCUGGGUCAGGCAGCUGGAUAUCGCGACAUUUUCCUCACAGCCUCGUUUGUGAACAACCUGGAUGUGAUGAAGCACACAGUCGAUAUUCACAACAGAAUGAUUGAGGAGGCCAAGGCAGGUGCCAAGGGAGAUGACUACACUAUGUCCACCAUGAUCCAGCCUUGGCCCAAACUGUUCACUGAUCACAGUACUAAACUAGGUGGCAAUAUGCUGGGCCUCGACCGUUUCGACGAGAACCUCUUCCAGGUCCUCUUUGACUAUUCGUGGAAGGAUGAGGCCGAUGAUAUAUUGUUCAACCAUCUGGCCAAUAAUGCUCUCGAGGAGUUGACCACCUACUCGAAGUCAAUCGGAGCCGACAAUGAGUUCAUUUACCUGAACUAUGCCAACAGCAACCAAAAUCCUCUGUCCACGUACGGCCCCAAAAAUGUGGAGUUUAUUCGGACUGUUGCUAAAAAGUACGACCCAACUGGUAUUUUCCAAACCCAGGUUCCCGGUGGGUUCAAGAUCAGCGGUGUGCCCAAUGAACAGGAAAUUGGGGAGGGAGAAGAGAAUUCGAGA
Penicillium crustosum is the source of this 1536-nucleotide messenger RNA. RefSeq names its product FAD-binding oxidoreductase. The annotation marks the transcript as partial. The transcript has 5 exons. NCBI's taxonomy places the organism in Eukaryota, Fungi, Ascomycota, Eurotiomycetes, Eurotiales, Aspergillaceae. Gene Ontology annotation, molecular function: FAD binding. The record is from RefSeq and is a predicted model, not a curated record.